AUGCAUAGUGGAAUUAAUUAUGAAGAAGGCAAAACUUGGCCCGAACUUGUUGGAGCUAACAGUCAACAAGCUGUUGAAUUACUUCUUCGACAAGGUUAUGAACCAAUAGUAAUAAAAGAAGAUGAUGAUCGUCAAUCAACAGCUAAUAAUAUGAAUUUAAAACGAGUUUAUUUAUUCGUCGAUGAACAUAAUAGAAUUUCAAGAGAACCAAUUAAUGGGUAA
Didymodactylos carnosus is the source of this 222-nucleotide messenger RNA. NCBI's taxonomy places the organism in Eukaryota, Metazoa, Rotifera, Eurotatoria, Philodinida, Philodinidae. The record is from the annotation of a GenBank genome assembly.